Molecule: messenger RNA, 1541 nt
Organism: Gekko japonicus
Lineage: Eukaryota; Metazoa; Chordata; Lepidosauria; Squamata; Gekkonidae
Gene: DDX20
Product: DEAD-box helicase 20
Exons: 11
Biological process (GO): spliceosomal snRNP assembly
Cellular component (GO): SMN complex
Molecular function (GO): RNA binding; ATP binding; RNA helicase activity
Source: RefSeq, a predicted model, not a curated record
UCCCAAGAUGGCUGCUCCUGUGCCGGCUCCGGCUGAGAGCUGGCUUCGCACGCGGGAUGUAUUUGUGCCGGAGGAUCCCGGAGAUUUCGGGUCACUUCUGCUGUCGGCUCCGGUGCUGGAAGGGCUGCGAGCCGCGGGGUUUCUAAGGCCUUCUCCAGUGCAGCUCAAAGCCAUACCGUUGGGGCGCUGUGGCCUCGAUCUUAUUGUGCAAGCAAAGUCUGGCACAGGUAAAACCUGCGUCUUCUCCACAAUUGCACUUGACUCUCUUAUCCUGGAAAGCCCAGUUACACAGAUUCUAGUUUUGGCUCCUACCCGAGAAAUUGCUGUACAGAUACAUGCAGUCAUCACAACUAUUGGGAUUAAAAUGGAAGGUUUGGAAUGUCAUGUCUUCAUUGGAGGGACCCCUUUAAACCAAGACAAAAUCAGGCUGAAGAAGUGUCACAUAGCAGUUGGCUCCCCUGGUCGCAUAAAGCAGCUUAUAGAGUUGGACUAUCUGAAUACAGCCAGCAUUCGCCUUUUCGUUCUUGAUGAAGCAGACAAGCUUCUGGAAGAAGGCAGUUUCCAGGAGCAAAUAAAUUGGAUUUAUUCUUCUCUGCCAGCCAACAAGCAGAUGUUGGCUGUUUCAGCCACCUAUCCUGAAUCCUUGGCUAAUACUUUAACUAGAUAUAUGAGAGAUCCCACAUUUGUGAGGUUGAAUCCCACUGACCCAAGUCUUAUUGGAUUGAAGCAGUACUUCAAAGUUGUGAAUUCUCAUCCAUUACCACAUAAGACAUUUGAAGAAAAGGCGCAGCAUUUACAGGAACUCUUCAGCAAGAUUCCCUUCAAUCAGGCUUUGGUCUUCUCAAAUCUACACAGUCGAGCUCAGCACUUGGCGGAUUUACUGACAUCUAAAGGUUUUCCUGCAGAAUGCAUUUCAGGCAGUAUGAAUCAGAACCAGAGACUUGAUGUCAUGGCUAAACUAAAGCAGUUCCAUUGCAGAGUGUUGAUUUCUACUGAUUUGACAUCACGUGGAAUUGAUGCUGAGAAGGUGAACCUAGUCAUUAACUUAGAUGUGCCUUUGGACUGGGAGACAUACAUGCAUCGCAUUGGCAGAGCUGGACGCUUUGGAACUUUAGGACUGGCGGUGACUUAUUGCUGCCGUGGGGAGGAAGAGAAUGUGAUGAUGAACAUUGCACAGAAAUGUAACCUUCGGCUUCUUCCUUUACCAGAACCUGUGCCUCCUGAUUUGAUGGACCAGUUUGAAGACUGGGAUGUAGAAGUCACUGCUGUCCCGUAUCCCAAUGCUUCAUUGCAUGCUGCUCUGCCAGCUAAGCAACCAGAGGGGACAGUGCAGCACACGGCAGGGGACAGCAGUGCAAAGGAGUCCUCUGUGAUUGCUGGUGAAAAUCUUUCUGUGCCUAAGCCAAAACAGGCCCUCAAACAAAAACAGCUGCUCAAAAGUAGAGCAGAGCAGAGCAACACAAAGAGAACCACCAAGGACCAGCAAUCUUCCCAAUGCACUGCAGAGCCGAAAUGGCAACUAGAACCUGGUGUCCAAACUA